Molecule: messenger RNA, 8722 nt
Organism: Erinaceus europaeus (western European hedgehog)
Lineage: Eukaryota; Metazoa; Chordata; Mammalia; Eulipotyphla; Erinaceidae
Gene: VWF
Product: von Willebrand factor
Exons: 52
Coding region: 186-8618 (2810 amino acids)
Biological process (GO): cell-substrate adhesion; blood coagulation
Cellular component (GO): extracellular matrix
Molecular function (GO): protein binding
Source: RefSeq, a predicted model, not a curated record
GGUGAGAAGGGGGGGUCUGGUGGACAGCUCGGCCUUUAUCUCCCCUGGAGGCAGGGGGCCGCUUCACCAGUGAGCACAGAGCCACAGCUGCGGAGGCCUCAGCAUGCCCUAGGGCUCUGCCUUCUGUGCUCUGAGGCCCUGCGGCCCUGCACCCCUGCACCACUACAGCUCCCUUGCCAGGGAAGAUGGCUCCUACCAGGCUUGCAAGGGUGCUGCUUGCUCUGGCCUUCACCUUGCCAGGGACCCUCUGUGCAGAAGGGGCUCUUGACCGGCCCUCCGUGGCCAGGUGCAGCCUUUUUGGGGCUGACUUCAUCAGCACCUUUGACGACACCAUGUACAGCUUCAAGGGGGGCUGCAGCUACUUCCUGGCUGGGGACUGCCAGAAGCGCUCCUUCUCCAUCAUCGGGAACUUCCAAAAUGGGGAGAGAGUCAGCCUCUCUGUGUUCUUGGGAGAAUUUUUUGACAUCCAUUUGUUUGCCAAUGGGACAGUACUACAAGGUGGCCAAAGUAUCUCCAUGCCCUAUGCCUCCAAAGGGCUAUAUCUAGAAACAGAGGCAGGGUUCUACAAGCUGUCCAGUGAGGCCUAUGGCUUUGUGGCCAGAAUCGAUGGCAAUGGCAACUUCCAAGUUCUGCUGCCUGACAGAUACUUUAAUAAGACUUGUGGGCUGUGCGGUAACUUCAACAUCUUUGCUGAAGAUGACUUUAGGACUCAAGAAGGGACCUUGACUUCAGACCCCUAUGACUUCGCCAACUCCUGGGCCAUGAGCAGCAGUGAACAGCGAUGUAAACGGGUGUCUCCUUCCAGCAGCCCUUGCAACAUCUCUGAGGAGAUACAGAAGGAGCUGUGGGAGCGCUGCCAGCUCCUGAAGAGCGCCUCAGCCUUCGCCCGCUGCCACCCUCUGGUGGACCCCGAGCCUUACGUGGCUGCGUGUGAGAUGAGCCUGUGCACAUGCGCCCCCGAGCCGGGUUGCCCCUGUGCGGUGCUGCUGGAGUAUGCGCGGUCCUGUGCGCACCGGGGCUUGGUGCUGCACGGCUGGGCAGAGCACAGCACCUGCCGACCAGCCUGCCCUGCCGGCAUGGAGUACAAGGAGUGUGUGUCCCCAUGCACCAGAACCUGCCAAAGCCUGCACAUCAGCCACAUGUGUCAGGAACAGUGUGUGGAUGGCUGCCACUGUCCAGAGGGACAGCUGCUGGACGGAGACCGCUGUGUGGACAGUACCGAGUGUUCCUGCAUGCACGCGGGGAGGCGGUACCCUCCUGGAGCCUCCCUCUCACGAGACUGCAACACCUGCAUUUGCCGAAACAGCCUGUGGGUCUGCAGCAAUGAAGAAUGCCCAGGGGAGUGUGUGGUCACAGGACAGUCCCAUUUCAAGAGCUUUGACAACAGACACUUCACCUUCAGCGGGGUCUGCCAGUACCUGCUGUCCCGUGACUGCCAGGACCAUGCCUUCUCCAUUGUUAUAGAGACCGUCCAGUGUGCUGAUGACCCCGACGCCGUGUGCACCCGCUCUGUCACCAUCCGCCUGCCACGCCUGCUUAGUGGCCUGCUGAAGCUGAAGCACGGGGGCGGUGUGGCCCUGGAUGGCCAGGACAUUCAGCUGCCUCUCCUGCAAGGUGACCUCCGUGUCCAGCACACAGUGAUGACCUCUGUGCGCCUCAGCUAUAGUGAGGACCUGCAGCUGGACUGGGACGGUCGCGGGAAGCUGCUGCUGAAGCUGUCCCCAGCAUACACCGGGAAGACAUGUGGCCUGUGUGGCAACUACAAUGGCAAUCGUGGAGAUGACUUCCUGACACCCUCAGGCCUGGUAGAGCCCUUGGUGGAGGACUUUGGCAAUGCCUGGAAGCUGCGCCCUGACUGUGCCGACCUGCCUCGGCAGCCUGGGGAUCCCUGUGCGCUUAACCCGCGCCUGACCCGCUUUGCUGAGGAGGCCUGCGUGCUGCUGACGUCCCCCAAGUUCCAGGCUUGCCACCAUGCCGUGCGACCCCAGCCCUACCUGCACAACUGCCGCUAUGACGUGUGUGCCUGCUCUGACGGCAGGGACUGCCUGUGCGAUGCCGUGGCCGACUAUGCCGCCGCCUGCGCCCGGAGGGGUGUGCACAUCGCGUGGCGGGAGCCCGGCCUCUGCGCCCUGAGCUGCCCUGAGGGCCAGGUGUACCUGCAGUGUGGGACCCCUUGCAACAUGACCUGCCGUUCCCUCUCACACCCGGAUGAGGAGUGCAGUGAUGUGUGCCUGGAGGGCUGCUUCUGCCCGCCGGGGCUCUACCAGGAUGAACGGGGAGACUGUGUGCCCAGGGCCCAGUGCCCUUGUUACUAUGAUGGAGAGGUCUUCCAGCCUGAGGACAUCUUCUCAGACCAUCACACCAUGUGCUACUGUGAAGAUGGCUCUAUGCACUGUACCACGAGUGGGAACCCCGGAAGCCUGCUGCCCGACACCAUCCUGGGCGGCCCUCUGUCUCACCGCAGCAAGAGGAGCCUGUCCUGCCGGCCCCCCAUGGUCAAGCUGGUAUGUCCAGCCGACAGCCCGAGGGCAGAGGGCUUGGAGUGCGCCAAGACCUGCCAGAACUACGACCUGGAGUGCAUAAGCCCAGGCUGUGUGUCGGGGUGCCUCUGCCCCCCGGGCAUGGUUCGGCAUGAAAACAGAUGUGUGGCCCUGGAAAGGUGUCCCUGCUUCCACCAGGGCCGAGAAUAUGCACCAGGAGAGACCGUGAAGAUCGACUGCAACACCUGUGUCUGUCAGGACCGGAAGUGGAACUGCUCACAGCACAUGUGUGAUGCCACCUGCUCCACACUCGGCCUGGCCCACUACCUCACUUUUGACGGGCUCAAAUACCUGUUCCCCGGGGAGUGCCAGUACGUCCUGGUACAGGAUUACUGUGGCGGCAACCCCGGGACCUUCCGGAUCCUGGUGGGGAAUGAGGGGUGUGGCUACCCCUCAGUGAAGUGCAAGAAACGGGUCACCAUCCUGGUGGAAGGAGGAGAGAUUGAGCUGUUUGAUGGGGAGGUGACUGUGAAGAAGCCUAUGAAGGAUGAGACUCACUUUGAGGUGAUGGAAUCUGGCCGCUUCAUCAUCCUGCUGCUGGGCCAGGCGCUCUCAGUGGUCUGGGACCGCCACCUGGGUGUCUCUGUGGCCCUGAAGCAGACGUACCAGGAGCAGGUGUGCGGCCUGUGCGGGAACUAUGACGGCAUCCAGAACAAUGACCUCACCAGCAGCAGCCUCCAGGUAGAAGAUGACCCAGUGGACUUUGGGAAUUCCUGGAAAGUGAGCCCACAGUGUGCCGACACCAGCAAGGUGCCACUGGACUCGUCACCUGCUACCUGCCACAACAAUAUCAUGAAGCAAACAGUGGUGGACUCCUCUUGCAGGAUCCUCACCAGUGACAUCUUCCAGGACUGCAACAAGCUGGUGGACCCUGAGCUGUUCCUGGAUGCCUGCAUCUAUGACACCUGCUCUUGCGAGUCUGUAGGGGACUGCGCCUGCUUCUGUGACGCCAUUGCUGCCUACGCCCACGUGUGUGCCCAGCAUGGCCAGGUGGUGGCCUGGAGGACAGCCAGCUUGUGCCCCCAGAGCUGCGAGGAGCGAAAUCUCCGGGACAAUGGCUAUGAGUGUGAAUGGCGCUACAACAGCUGUGCCCCAGCCUGCCCUAUCACGUGCCAGCACCCGGAGCCCUUGGCAUGCCCUAUACAGUGUGUGGAGGGUUGCCAUGCAUACUGCCCUCCAGGGAAAAUUCUGGAUGAGCUUCUGCAGACCUGCGUGGACCUUUCGGACUGCCCAGUGUGUAAUGUGGAUGGCAGGCACCUUGCCCAGGGAAAGAAAAUCACCUUGAACCCCAGUGACCCCCAGCACUGCCAGAUCUGCCAUUGCAAUGGUGCUAACCUCACUUGCGAGGCCUGCAUGGACCAGGGGGGAGUGGAGGCACCUCCCACAGAGGGCCCGCUCAGCCCCACCACCUCAUACAUCGAGGACACCCCGGAGCCCCCGCUGCACACCUUCCAGUGCAGCAAACUGCUGGACCUGGUCUUUCUGCUGGAUGGCUCCUCCAAGCUGUCGCAGGCUGAGUUCGAGGUGCUGAAGGCCUUUGUGGUGGGCGUGAUGGAGCGGCUGCACAUCUCACAGAAGCGCAUUCGUGUGGCGCUGGUGGAGUACCAUGAAGGCUCACACGCCUACCUGGACCUGCAGGACCACAAGCGGCCAUCCGAGCUGCGGCGGAUUGCCAGGCAAGUGCGCUACGCGGGCAGCGAGCUGGCAUACACCAGCGAGGCGCUCAAAUACACGCUCUUCCAGGUGUUCAGCAAGUUGGAUCGGCCUGAAGCGGCGCGGGUGGUCCUGCUGCUGACCGCCAGCACUGAGCCCCCAGGCCAGAUCCGCAGCCUGGUGCGAUACGCGCAGGGCCUCCGGAAGAAAAGGGUGGUGGUGCUGCCCGUGGCCCUCGGGCCCCACGCCAGCCUCAAGCAGAUCCGCCUCAUCGAGAAGCAGGCCCCAGAGAACAAGGUCUUCCUGCUCAGCAGUGUGGACGAGCUGCAGCAGCGCAGGGACGAGAUCCUCAACUUCCUCUGCGACCUGGCCCCUGAGCCCCCCGGCCCCACCCGGCCGCCCCCGCCUGCUGCACAGGUCACCCUGGCCCCCGAGCUCCCGCGUGGCACCACCACCACCCCGAGAGAAACCCUGGUCCUGGACGUGGUGUUCAUGCUGGAAGGCUCUGACAGCAUUGGGGAAGCCAACUUCAACCGCAGCAGGGACUUCCUGGAGCAGGUGAUCCAGCGCAUGGCUGUGAGCCAGGAGGAAAUCCACAUCACGGUGCUACAGUACUCAUACACAGUGAUUCCUGAGUACACCUUCAGUGAGGCGCAGACCAAGGCCGAGGUCCUGCGGCACGUGCGGGAGCUCCGCUACCGGGGCGGCAACAGCACCCGCACGGGACAGGCCUUGCAGUACCUGGCCCAGCACAGCUUCUCAGGUGGCCAGGGCGACCGCGAGCAGGCGCCCAACCUAGUCUACAUGGUCACGGCCUCGCCUGCCACUGAUGAGCUCAGGCGGCUGCCUGGGGACAUCCAGCUGGUGCCCAUUGGCGUGGGCCCGCACGCGGACGUGCAGGAGCUGGAGCGCCUGGCCUGGCCGCACUCCCCCAUCCUCAUCCAGGACUUCGACCUGCUGCCACGGGAGGCACCCGAGCUGGUGCUGCAGAGCUGCUGCUCCCCACAGGCGCCGAUCCCCGCUUUGCCCAGAGACUGCAACCAGCCCUUGGAUGUCAUCCUUCUACUUGACGGCUGCUCCACCUCCCCAGCAUCCUACUUCGAUGAAAUGAAGAGUUUUGCCAAAGCUUUCAUUUCAAAGGCCAAUAUAGGGCCUCAGCUCACUCAAGUGGCCGUGCUCCAGUAUGGCAGCAUCACCACCAUUGAUGUGCCGUGGAAUGUGCCGCAGGACAAAGCCCACCUGCAGAGCCUUGUGGACUUCAUGCAGCGGGAGGGGGGGCCCAGCCUAGUGGGAGAUGCUUUGGGCUUUGCUGUGCGGUAUCUCUCCUCUGAAGUCCACGGUGCCAGACCUGGAGCCUCAAAGGCUGUGGUCCUCCUGGUCACAGAUGUCUCCGUGGAUUCAGUGGCGGCAGCAGCUGAAGCUGCUAGGUCCAGCCGAGUGGCGGUGUACCCCAUUGGGAUUGGGGACCGGUAUGAUUUGGCCCAGCUGAGGACCUUGGCAGGCUCAGAGGCUGGCUCCAAUGUGCUGCAGCUCCAAAGAAUUGAAGACCUCCCCACCAUGGUCACUCUGGACAACUCCUUCCUCCACAAGCUGUGCUCUGGGUUCAUUAGAGUUUGCUUGGAUGAAGAUGGAAAUGAGAAGAAACCUGGGGACAUCUGGACCUUGCCAGACCAGUGCCACACAGUGACUUGUUUGCCUGAUGGUCAGACCUUGCUAAAGAGUCACCGGGUCAACUGUGAUCGGGGGCCAAGGCCUUCAUGCCCCAACAGCCAGUCCCCUAUUAGGGUGGAAGAGACCUGUGGUUGCCGUUGGACCUGUCCCUGUGUGUGUAUGGGCAGCUCCACCCGGCACAUUGUGACCUUCGAUGGACAGAAUUUCAAGCUGACGGGCAGCUGUUCGUAUGUCCUCUUUCAAAACAAGGAGCAGGACCUAGAGGUGAUUCUCCAUAAUGGAGCCUGCAGCCCAGGAGUGAGGCAGACCUGCAUGAAAUCCAUUGAGCUGAAGCACGAUGGCCUCUCGGUGGAGCUCCACAGUGACAUGGAGGUGGCCGUGAAUGGGAGGCUGGUCUCUGUUCCUUACCUGGGCGGAAACAUGGAGGUCCUUAUCUAUGGCGCCAUCAUGCACGAGGUUCGAUUCAGCCAACUCGGACACGUCUUCACCUUCACGCCACAGAACAAUGAGUUCCAGCUGCAGCUCAGCCCCAAGACCUUGGCUGCAAAGACGCCAGGCCUCUGUGGAACCUGUGAUGAGAAUGGGGCCAACGACUUCAUGCUGAGGGAUGGUACCAUCACCACAGACUGGAAGACACUUGUUCAGGACUGGGCGGUGCCAAAGGCAGAGCAGACGUGCCAGCGUGUCCCUGAGGAAUCGUGUCCUGUGACCAGCGCCUCCUACUGCCAGGUCCUCUUCUCACCAGCAUUCACUGAGUGCCACAAAGUCUUGGCUCCUGCAACGUUUUAUGACAUCUGCCAGCAGGACAGCUGCCGCCAGGAGCAGGCCUGUGAGACAAUCUCCUCAUAUGCCCACCUCUGCAGAGUGAAUGGGGUCUGCGUGGACUGGAGGACUCCUGAUUUCUGUGCUAUGAUAUGUCCCCCAUCCCUGGUCUACAACCACUGCCAGCGUGGCUGUCCCCGGCACUGUGAAGGCAACAUGAGCUUCUGUGGGGAGAACCCCACUGAAGGCUGCUUCUGCCCCCCUGAAAAAGCGAUGCUGGAGGGGACCUGUGUCCCUGAGGAGGCCUGCACCCAGUGUGUCAGUGAUGAUGGAAUGCGUCACCAGCUCCUGGAGACCUGGGUUCCAGAUCACCAGCCCUGCCAGAUCUGUAUGUGCCUCAGAGGGCGGAAGAUCAACUGCACCAUGCAGCCCUGCCCCACACCCAGAGCUCCUGUGUGUGGUCCAUGCGAAGUGGCCCGUCUCCACCAGGAUGGAGGCCAGUGCUGUCCAGAGUAUGAGUGUGUGUGUGACCUGAAGAACUGUGACCAGCCCCAGACACCUCACUGUGAAGGUGGCCUCCAGCUGACACUGACCAACCCUGGCGAGUGCAUACCCAACUUCACCUGUGUCUGCAGGAAAGAGGAGUGCCCGAGCCAGCUGCCACCAUCCUGCCCCCCACACCGCACCCCAGCACUCCGGAAGACCCAGUGUUGCGAUGAGUAUGAAUGUGCAUGCAGCUGUGCCAACUCCACUGUGAGCUGCCCACUGGGCUACCUGGCCUCGGCCGUCACCAAUGACUGUGGCUGCACCACCACCACCUGCCUCCCCGACAAGGUGUGUGUCCACCGAGGCACCAUCUACCCCGUAGGCCAGUUCUGGGAGGAAGGCUGCGACGUGUGCACCUGCACGGACCUGGAGGAUGCUGUGGUGGGCCUUCGUGUGGCCCAGUGCUCACAGAAGCCCUGUGACGAGGGCUGCCGUGGGGGCUUCACGUACGUCCUCCAUGAAGGCGAGUGCUGUGGACGGUGUCUGCCAUCUGCCUGUGAAGUGGUGACCGGCUCCCCAUGGGGGGACUCCCAGACUUCCUGGAAGAACGUGGGGUCCCGUUGGACAGACUUCAAGAACCCCUGUCUCAUCAACGAGUGCAUCCGGGUGAAGGAGGAGGUGUUCGUGCAGCAGCACAACAUCUCGUGCCAGCAGCUGGAUGUGCCGUUCUGCCCUGUGGGCUUCCACCUCAGCUGCCAGACCUCUGAGUGCUGCCCAACUUGCCGCUGCGAGCCUGUGCAGGCCUGUCUGCUCAAUGGCACCAUGAUUGAGCCCGGCAGGAGCCUGAUGACAGAUGUGUGCACCACCUGCCGCUGCUCACUGGAGGAGUCUGGCACUGUGUCUAGGUUCCGGCUGGAGUGCAGGAAGACCACUUGCACCCCCUGCUCCCAGGGCUACCGGGAAGAGAAAGUGGAAGGCGAGUGCUGUGGGCGGUGUUUGCCAGUGGCCUGUACCAUCUGGCUCCGAGAUGGACAGAUCAUGACCCUGAAGCGAGAUGAGACUUUCCAAGACGGCUGUGACAGCCACUUGUGCAAGGUCAACGAGAAGGGAGAGUACAUCUGGGAGAAGAGGGUCAUGGGCUGCCCACCCUUUGAUGAGCACAGGUGUUUGGCCCAGGGGGGGAAGAUCAUGAAGAUCCCAGGCACCUGCUGUGACACAUGUGAGGAGCCUGAGUGCAAGGACAUCACUGCCCAACUGCAAUAUGUCAAAGUGGGGAGCUGCAAGUCAGAAGAGGAAGUUGACAUUCACUACUGCCAGGGUAAAUGUGCCAGCAAAGCCGUGUACAACAUCGAUGUGGAGGAUGUGCAGGACCAGUGCUCCUGCUGCUCACCCACGCGCACCGAGCCCAUGCAGGUGCCCCUGCGCUGCACCAACGGCUCUGUCAUCUUCCACCAGGUGCUCAAUGCCCUGCAGUGCAAGUGUUCAUCUAGGAAGUGCAGCCCGUGAGGCUGGGGGGCCCUUUGGGCCUGUCUCCUGCCUGGGUGCUGCUCAGCUGCCUGCCCUCCCUCUCACACCCACAAUAAAGGCCCAGCUCUCUCUCAUCCUGCAAA